Astyanax mexicanus (Mexican tetra) is the source of this 7914-nucleotide messenger RNA. It is a transcript of the gene slc9a6a, whose product is annotated as solute carrier family 9 member A6a. The coding region runs from base 159 to 2222 and encodes 687 amino acids. Gene Ontology annotation, molecular function: sodium:proton antiporter activity. Gene Ontology annotation, biological process: sodium ion transport; proton transmembrane transport; regulation of pH. Gene Ontology annotation, cellular component: recycling endosome; membrane. NCBI's taxonomy places the organism in Eukaryota, Metazoa, Chordata, Actinopteri, Characiformes, Acestrorhamphidae. The transcript has 16 exons. The record is from RefSeq and is a predicted model, not a curated record.
GCAGAGCGAGGGGGCGGGGCGGAGCGGCUGUGAAUCAGGAACAGAGCUCAGCCUUUUCUGCCGGAGCUGAAAUUUCCUCCUGCGGGUUUAUUAUGGUUUACUGAUCCUCCGCCGAACCCGCGACCCUCACACCUGCAGCUUCCGCAGGACAGGCGAGCAUGGGAUCCGGGGGGAAAGUGAAGGCGGCGGCCGGGGCUCGAGGGGCGCUGCUGCUGGCGCUGUUAGCCGGCCUGUGCGCGCUGUUCCGCGGCUGCGGGGCUGAGGACAGCGCGAUGGAGAACAUCGUGACUGAGAAGAAGGCUGAGGAGAGCCACAGACAGGACAGCGCAGACCUGCUGAUCUUCAUCAUGCUCCUCACCCUCACCAUCCUCACCAUAUGGCUCUUCAAACACCGCCGCUUCAGGUUCCUACACGAGACGGGCCUGGCCAUGAUCUACGGAUUGCUUGUUGGGGUUGUGCUGCGCUAUGGGAUCCAUGUACCUCGAGACAUCAACAACGUCACUAUGAGCUGCCACGUCAAUUCCAGUCCAGCUACGUUGCUGGUCAACGUCAGUGGCAAGUUCUAUGAGUAUACGUUAAAGGGUGAGAUCAGUGCCAAUGAAAUCAAUGAUGUUCAGGACAACGAGAUGCUUCGUAAGGUAACUUUUGACCCUGAAGUGUUCUUCAAUAUUCUCCUGCCUCCAAUCAUAUUUCACGCUGGGUACAGUCUCAAACGGAGACAUUUCUUCAGGAACAUGGGCUCCAUCCUGGCGUAUGCCUUUGUUGGAACAGUGGUGUCCUGCUUCAUCAUUGGGUUACUGAUGUACGGCUGUGUGACGCUGAUGAAGCAGAUUGGCCAAAUGGAUGGGGACUUCUUUUUCACUGACUGCUUGUUCUUUGGUGCCAUUGUGUCAGCUACCGACCCAGUGACAGUCCUGGCCAUCUUCAAUGAGCUGCAGGUGGAUUUUGACCUUUAUGCUCUUCUGUUUGGGGAGAGUGUAUUGAACGAUGCGGUGGCUGUGGUGUUGUCCUCGUCCAUUGUUGCGUAUCAGCCUGAGGGUGAUAACAGUCAUACCUUUGAAGCGAUGGCUCUGCUGAAGUCCUUUGGCAUCUUUUUGGGCGUCUUCAGUGGUUCCUUUGCUCUCGGAGUGGCGACAGGGGUCGUGACGGCCUUGAUAUCCAAGUUUACCAAACUGAGGGACUUCCAGCUGUUGGAGACGGCGCUCUUCUUCCUCAUGUCAUGGAGCACCUUCCUGCUGGCUGAGGCCUGCGGAUUCACAGGUGUGGUUGCGGUUCUUUUCUGUGGGAUCACUCAGGCCCAUUACACAUUUAACAACCUCUCCCCCGAGUCACAGGACCGAACCAAGCAGUUAUUUGAGCUGCUGAAUUUCCUGGCUGAGAACUUCAUCUUUUCCUACAUGGGACUCACCCUCUUUACUUUCCAGAACCACGUCUUCAACCCCAUCUUCAUAGUAGGAGCAUUUCUGGCCAUUUUCCUGGGGCGAGCGGCUAAUAUCUACCCGCUCUCCUUUUUGCUGAACUUGGGCCGCAGGAACAAGAUAAGCUCCAACUUCCAGCACAUGAUGAUGUUCGCAGGUCUCAGAGGGGCCAUGACCUUUGCCCUCUCGAUCAGGGACACGGCCACAUAUGCCCGGCAGAUGAUGUUUUCCACCACGCUGCUGGUGGUCUUCUUCACUGUUUGGGUCUGUGGAGGCGGCACCACUCAGAUGCUCUCCUGCCAGCACAUCCGUGUUGGAGUUGACACAGACCAGGACAGCUCAAUUGUCCUAGAUGGAACAGAAAGGAGGAGCACCAAACAAGAGAGUGCCUGGUUAUUCAGGAUCUGGUACAACUUUGACCACAAUUACCUGAAGCCCAUAUUGACUCACAGUGGGCCUCCACUCACUGCCACACUGCCAGCCUGCUGUGGCCCUCUGGCCCGAUGCCUCACCAGCCCACAGGCCUAUGAGAACGAGGGACAGCUGAAAGACGACGAUUCGGACCUCAUCCUGAAUGAUGGAGACAUCAACCUGACGUACGGUGACAUCACAGUGAGCACGGACGCCACGGGCGUACGCACCAGCGGUCAGCCGGUGGGCGGAGUCAACUUUGACGAGGCUCUGGACCGAGAGCUGGCCUUCGGCGACCACGAGCUGGUGAUUCGGGGCACGCGCCUGGUUCUGCCCAUGGACGACUCGGAGCCGCCCCUGCCUCGGAACCCCCACCACCUCCGGCAGCUCUGAACUGCAUGAACUGCAAAACAGUGAAAAUCAAGAAAAUUACAAAACAAAACCACAUGUGACACGGCUGAGUUUAACAGCGUUCCUGUUUAUGUGUCCGUCAUCAACUUCUACCACCACCACCACCAUCUCUCACCAUCUCUCUUUCUCUCUCUCUCUUUCUUUACUAUAUCUCUCUCUCUCUUUCUCUGUUUCUACCUCAUUCGUCUCUUUCCUUUCUCUUUUCUUUCUCUUUAAAAAAAAAAAAGGUAUCCGUGCAACUUAUCAGAACUGGUCAGUUCUUACCAUCUUCCUCCAUCUUUCUCUGUUCUGCAUCUUUUUUUUCCCCCUUUUUUCACAGCUUGGCUGUUAAGCAGACCUCGCAGAGACUCUCUGCAUUGUGUAGCCGUCGUUCGCUCUGCUUUCUCGCUGUUUGCGAGCUUAUCGUGAGAAAAGUGCGACAGGGCAGUUUCUUGUCGUCUGUAUAGCAUGGUGUAAAAUGGGCAGCACAGCCUGGCGUAUGUGUGUGUGUGUGUGAGUGUGUGUUGACUUUUGAUUGUGUUGAUUUUGUGUUUCAGUUGAUGGGUACGAGCUAAGCUGAGUUGGAGAGAGUUUGAGAGUCUGAUCUGAGUGGGUUCGGUGGUGAUGUGGUAAUGUUUUGGAGAUUUUUUCGCUUUCAAACUGCCAUGAAACAGAAGCGUCGCUAACUGGAUGGCUCUGAGUUGUGUGUUGCUGAGCAGUUACAAUCAAGUGCCUGUUGAAUGUAGUUUUUAAUUUUCUCUCCAAGUUAUACAACACUGUCUGCCGUCCACCAGGGGGAGGCCUUGUAUUUUGACACUAAGCUUACCUGAGUGUGUGUUUAGGUGUUUGAGCUACAAGAGGGACAUUGCAGAACUUUGGCAUUCCUCUCUAGCCAAUCAAAAUGUCCUGCAACAUCCUGCAGUCACGUCAGUCAGUCUUUGUAAUCUAAGGGCCUGGAUCUCACAUUUAGACCUUGGACUGUGACUCUGUGGAGGUUUUACACCUUGUUAUAUAUAAAUACAGUACUUUGCAAAGGUCUAAGGCAUCUGUGGAAAUGACGUUAAAAAUGCAUGUUCUUAUCUGUUAUCUGGGCUGUAAUUGUUUGUUUAUUAGCUCAGUAAAACACUAAUAUUUAAAUAAAUAGAAAGAACAUUCAAAGAAGAAAAAGUGGUGGUUUUAAAUCACUGUGUUCAUUAAAACAUCUCCAAAUCUCUCCCUUAAUGGAGUCUAGUAUUAUUUCUGUUUCUCAUCUUAUCAACAUGUGAGUUACAGGUAAUGUUAAAUCAGAGCUUAAUGAUGUUAAUGAUAUCAGGUUGAGCUGCUGGUUAUGAGCUAUAGGAAUUGAACACAAAAUAUUAAAGAAAUUUAAAUGACUUUUUACUGUAUUUAGAUUUAUUUGCAUGUGUUAAAAUUGUGUUUUUUGUCUUCAGGCAAAAACAUUCGUAUUGCUGAGAUAAAGGAUUUUGGCUAAUGUGCUUAGGUGCCUAAACCUUUUGCACAUUACUGUAUAUAUGUACACACACAGACACAUAUAUAUGUACUUACAUAUAUAUAUUCCAGUCAGAUGUUCCCAGUGAGAUGUUAAUUCUACAGUUUUAAAGAGGGUCAUAUAAAAAAGGCCAAGCUGAGGCUGUUUGUCCUGAUUUGUUAAAAUAUCUGGAUAAAAACAAACAAAAAAAACUGAGAACUGGCAGUCAUAAUAUUCGUAACAUAAUAUAAUAAUUUCUCCAUGCACUCAUAAACCGAUGCAACGACAUACGACAUAUGUUUAAUGUUUAAAAAUGUUUAUGAAUGUCUAACAUAAUCCAUUUUGUCUAUUAAUAUUUUAAACCAAACAACUAAAAACAACUAAAACAAAAAUUGAAAAAUUGCUUUUUUUUCCGGCGGAAAUAUCGUCGUAUAGCAGUUUGCUUUAUCUCUUAAGACUUUUUUAUGUCCAAACUUUUUUGCAUGAUGUGUGCUGCUGUGUGGAGAUGCAUACAGUGUGUUUUCUCCCAUGUACACUUUCUUUUUGUUUUGUUGUGGAAUUUAAGUGGAUUUUAUAUAUUAAAAAUUGACUUGUUGUCAGAUGUUGCUGUGGAAUGUUGCUGCACUGCAAAAAUGCAACGCCAGUCUACCUGUAGGAGGAGAAAUAGUUUAGGUAUGUUUCAGUGUUAUGAAAGGGCUGAGAGAGGAAAAAUGUGUCUGAUGUUUUAAUGUUUGUGUAUUUCAUUGGAAGAAUAUUUCUAAUAUAAAUUAGAAAAAUGACACAAAUUUACAGACAAAGCUGAGCAUUUAUCAUCAGCCAUCAGCAGCAGCAAGAGAUAUCAGGGUGCGGUGCAGUGACGAGAUGAGCAACAAUCCUGAUGAUUGUUUAAAAAUCUAUAUAAAUAUAUACAGUGCAUAUUAAUAAAAUAUUCAUAAAAGAGAGAGAGAGAAAGUUGCUGCAGUUGUAUGUAAUAACACUAUACAUAAAUCUACAAAUAUGUAUUAAUAUUAAAAUAAAUUAUGCUAAACCUAUUAAAACAACACUAAAAUCUAAGAAAAGGAGUGAACAUAGGAAACCUUUGUCGAAAAAAAAAAUAUUUUAUUUUAUUUUGCUGUUAAAUAGUUUGUUUUGCGUUUGUAUGACGUCUAACUAAAGUUUGCACUCUGCUGUUGGUGUGCCAGGGUAGAGUUGGUAGUAGAGUAGUGUGUGUGUGUGAUUGUGUGUGUGUGUGUGUGUGUGUGGAUGGGUGACCCAUAAUUCAGUAGGGCUGCUGUGAGUAGAGCAGCAGAUGCAGAUAAGACACACCCAUAAUUACAGUGUUGCUGUGAAUGGAGGCUGCGAGUGUUCAGAUCAGUCCAAAAGUGAUGGGACAGUAGGACAUGAUAAUUAGAGCAUACGAUGUCAGGAGCAUCCAAGGCCUUCCACACAGAAUUGUCUCCUGCUGUGCAGGACAUUAAGGCAGGGGGCAUUGUGGGAUUGAUUUCAUGUAGGCAUGCCUGUUGAUAGAUAACGUGACCCACAGGAAGCGGGGGUAUAUAUUCCGAUGGCUGUGAGGCGAAGAGGCUGAGUAUGAUCGCAGUUUUGCACUUUAGUUUUGCUUGUUCUUUGCCUUGUUCAUUUGUUGUUGUACCUUUGAGUUUAAAUAUCUAAUAUUAGGCCUGUCAUAAUGAUUAUAUUUAUUCAAAAUGUUUGGGGAAAUAUAUUGUUCUAGAAAUAAUUGCAUUCAUACAGCAGGUGAAAGUCCUAAAUCCGAUUUUCUCACCAAAUCAAGAAUUAUGUGAUAUGAUUAAAAUCUUAUAUUAUAAUAUUUAGAGACAUUUUGCAUGUAUUGCAUUGUUGUGGCAAAAAGAAAGUGUGUGUGUGUAUAUAUAUAUAUAUGUGUAUAUAUAUAUAUAUAUAUAUAUAUAUAUAUAUAUAUAUAUAUAUAUAUAUAUAUAUAUACACAUAUAUAUAUAUAUAUAAAUCAGCUUAGCUUGCAAUCAGCUACCGGAGCCCUGAGAGAGCAUAAUUGGCCUUGCUUUCUCUGGAUUGGCAGAUGGCACUCUCUCCUCACAUCACACCUAGGGUGAUGUUGAUCAGCACAAGGCAUCUGUGAGCUGGUAUAUUGCAACUCGUUGCGCUUUCCUCCGAGAGCGCUGUGAUGCUGUUCACUUCUACACAAAAUAUUGGCUUUGGUCCACAUUUACCUUUAAAACCAUUUUAUGCCCAUAAUAUAAUGACAUAUUAAUAUUUUUAAAAGGUUUUAGAGAACAGUGGACUUUGGAAUUGGGUCAUUAAAAAUAUUAAAGUAUUACAUAUAAAAUUAAUAAAACAUAAGUUACGUCACAUCAGCAUACCAACUCAUUCACUUAAUAUGCUUUCCUUGAUAAGAAAAACAUGAUGGAGCGUUAUUAAGGUCAACAAAAACUAUGCCAAUAAUGUAAUUAUUGUGGCAGGCCUAUUCACAAUUGUGUUUUUUUAUUAUUAUUAUUAUUUAAUUGUCUGAUUGUAGAUGAUUUUCAGAUGAAGGAACAAAGUAGACCUGCUGUUACUGUAGACUGUGAUCCACGUCCGAUCUCAUAUUUGCUCUGAAAAGAAUUUAUCAUUAAAAGGAGCUGUGGUUCGUCUCAGUGCAUGAUAUCCUGUCACCAUUAACAGCAAUCUAGCAACGUCCAUAUGAUCAAUUAUAGCGAGAUUACAUGCAGCAAAAUUAGUGCAAAUGUUGAGUACAGUCUUCUGAUGAGCCGUACAUCCACGAGUGAAGUUGUGAACUAAUGUGAAACGCUAAAAUGCUAAAGAUUAUUCUUUUUUGGUGUGUGUGUUAAUUUGGUUAAAAUGUAAUGAUCAGCUACUGAAUUAAAAUAUUAUAAAGAUGAUGAUGAUAUUGAUUAUUCCUCUGCAUGGGGGAGACUAGGGCUGCACAAUAUGUUCACAGUGUUCUAAUUUUCUAUGACAUGUCUAAUAUUUUAUUUAUUAAACUGAUUAAAAUCUGGUGAAAAUUACUUGCAUUUUUGUUUUAUACAGCAAUUUAUAUAUCACAGAAAAAAAUAAACUACAUUAUCAUUGUUUUUGCAAUAUCGUGCAGCCCUAGAUGACACUAUUUUAACUUGAAUUUAGCUUUAAUUAACAAAAAUGUUUUUUUUUUUGUUUAGUUUAGCUUUGUUUUGUUUUUUAGUUUUAUACUCCCCAGUUUCAAUCUGAAUGUCCUGACCAGUAAAGAUGCUCAGAUGUUAUAAAUGACAGACUAAAGCCUUUUUUAGACGGGAUUAAUUUUACCUGGAGAAGUGGAGUAAUGUAACUUUACUACGGGAUGUCAGCAAAAUGUUUUUAUUUAAACUGAUUAGCAGGAAAUAAGAAAUCUCAGUUUAACUGGCUGAGAUGGGAGUGGCUACUUGAUUUAUGCACUACCAUCACCAUCAAAAAACAAAACCCUUACUAUAACCUUAAUCGUAUGACUGGUUAUCCUAAUAGAGAAGAUAUGUUCAUGAUGUGUAUUUAGGCAUUAGGCUAUGCUACACAGUGACUUUGCUACCUAAAGAUUUUUAGAGGUUUUGCACCCAUGAGGCUCGUCUUCUCGAUUUGUGGGUUAUAUGUCGUGGGAUUUAUAUAUAAUGAGAUUAUAUUAUUAUAUGAGAUUCCUUGAGUGCCUCCAUACAUGAGAAAAGCUGCAAAAACACUAAUUUUCUAUACUGUUUAAUCAAAUAUUUACCCUCAUGCUGAUUUGCACAGGAUUAUCAUAACGUUAAGUUAUUAUGAGUUAAAGUGAUGCAUGAUGUGACAUGGUGCGUUUAAAAAAUAAAAAAAAAAACUAAAAUGACUGAGAAUCCCCAGUAAUAAUUACAUUAGCCUACUUCCCCAUGUAAAACUAAUCUCCAUCAUCAAAUUGGCCCACACAGACAGUGGGAUAAAUCUACACUCCGAUCUCCAAUGUUUCUGCUGUUUGUGCGGGAUUACUGCAGCCAGCUUCAGCGUUUUGAUCACAGACAAAUGUCUGCAAGAUUUGUGUAACAGUUUAACAGCAUGGUAAUCAUUGCUUGUCCAAAGUAGCAGAAAGAGGCGGACGGACAGACGCUCCCAUGCCGUGUUCGUGGUGUUCUUAACCGAUAUGUAGCCGAGCGCUAGACACACUUUGUGCAGCCUCUGUUCUUACGUGUUGCAGGUACUGACUGUUUACAUCUGUGUAAAUAUUCUCAUCUGUUCAUGUUGCGUGCAAUGGUCAAUAAACUGAAGUCUGUGCUUUCGAUUAAA